AUGGCUCCGAAGCGUAGAACCAUUCAAGAAAUUGAAGUGGAGAAAUUACGACGCCAAGUUAAGGAGUUGCAAGAGCAACUUGCAAAAUAUGAAGCUGCUCAACAUAAUCAUGGAAACCAGACUGAAGACAGUCCUUCUAGUGAAGAGGAUAAUGAAAAUCCAUUUCAUUAUUCUUCCUCAUCUGAAGAUUUUUUGACGCGAAGAGCACGACACAAUACGACUCACAAAGCUAAAGACUUAGGAAUCAAAGUUGAUAUUCCUGAGUUUGAAGGGAGGCUCCAACCUGAUGAUUUCAUCGAUUGGCUUUGCACAGUGAAAAAAUUAUUCGAGUUAAAAGACAUUCCAAAUGACAAGCGUGUGAAGCUUGUGGCGAUCAAGUUAAAGAAGCGCGCAUCAGUAUGGUGGGAGAAUCUCAAGCGUCAGCGAAAAAGAGAAAGACGGAGCAAGAUCAAGACAUGGGAUAAAAUGUGCCGUGAACUAAGGAAAAAGUUCCUUUCAGAGCACUACGUGCAAGAAGUUUUCAUCAAAUUUCACAAUUUGAAACAAAAAUCAUUGACCGUGGAGGAAUACACUAUGGAGUUUGAAGAGCUUCUUAUGAAGUGUGACAUUCAAGAGCCUGAAGAACAAACUGUUGCUCGCUACCUCGGAGGGCUUAAUAAGGACAUUGCAAACAUUGUCCAACUACAACCAUUUUGGACGUUGGAUGAUGUUAUAAGACUAGCGUUGAAGGUUGAAAGGCAAAUAACACAGAAGGAGAACAAUCGCUUCUCAAAAGAGAGGGGGUGGUUAAUCUUCCAAAGUAGAAGUAGACUCCUCAACAAUCCUCUAAGGUGUUUCAAGUGCCAAGGAUUUGGGCAUAUUGCUGCUGAUUGCCCAAAUCGAAGAGUUAUCACUCUAAUUGAAGAAGAAGACCAUAAAGGGGCAAGUGAAGAGUUCGAGAAGGAGGAUGAUAUUGACUAUGAUGCUGAAGAGGAGGUUCCCGCCGAUUGUGGUGAAGCUUUGAUGGUUUGCCGCAUUUUGAACAUUGCCAUGCUAACUAAAGAUGAAGGAUGGAUCCGCCAUAACAUUUUCCACACACGGUGCAUUGCCCAAGGAAAAAUAUGCAAGGUCAUCAUUGACUCCAGAAGUUGUGAGAAUGUUGUUGCGGCUUACAUGGUGGAGAAGCUAAAUAUUCCAACUGAGGAACAUCCUAACCCUUAUAAAUUGCAGUGGCUGAAAAAAGGGAACGAGGUCAAAGUAACAAGGCGAUGUUGCGUUCAAUUCUCAAUUGGGAGUAAAUAUACAGACGAGGUAUGGUGUGAUGUCAUCCCAAUGGACGUAUGUCACUUGUUGCUAGGAUGUCCGUGGCAAUAUGAUCGUUGUGCUAUCCACGACGGAUUCAAGAAUACGUAUUCCUUCUUCAAGGAUGGAGUGAAGAUUGUGUUGACUCCACUAAGACCUGAUGAGUACGAGAAGAAAGUUGAGCCGUCCUUAAUCACAAGGUCAGACCUUAACAAAACUCAUCGAAAGUUCAACUUCAUGUGUUUUUUACUGAUUUGUGAGGAGAACAAAGAGACCUUGUCCGUGCAUGAAGAUGUCAAGCCUUUAAUUGAAGAAUUUUCUGAUGUGGUCCCUGAGGAGAUCCCUAACGGGUUACCACCAAUGCGAGAUAUUCAACAUGCCAUUGAUUUUGUCCCUGGUUCGGUGAUCCCAAACAAGCCAGCAUAUCGUAUGAGUCCUAAGGAGCAUGGCGAGUUGCAACGCCAAGUAAAACAUCUCCUAGACAAAGGCCUAGUCAGAAAAAGUGCUAGUCUUUGCGCUAUUCCUGCUCUGCUAGUUCCAAAGAAAGAUGGUUCGUGGCAUAUGUGCAUUGAUAGUCGUGCUGUGAACAAGAUCACCAUCAAGUAUAUUCCUAUUCCCCAACUUGAUGAUCUGCUAGAUCAAUUACAUGGUGCUGUUAUCUUCUCUAAAAUUGACUUAAGGAGUGGCUAUCAUCAAAUCCGUAUGAGGCCUGGUGAUGAAUGGAAGACAGCUUUCAAGAAACGAGAUAGAUUGUACGAAUGGACUAUGCCAUUUGGCCUCUCUAAUGCACCAAGCACCUUCAUGCGCUUGAUGAACCAGGUAUUCCGACCUUUUAUUGGAAAAUUUGUUGUUGUUUACUUUGAUGACAUCUUAAUAUAUAGUAAGGAUCAUGAUGAACACCUAGUCCACCUAAGUCAAGUAUUUGUAACGUUGCAUGAUAUAAGGAGCUUCCAUGGAUUAGCCUCAUUCUAUCGGCGAUUCAUCAAGAAUUUUAGCUCCAUUGCUGCUCCACUUACUGAAUGUCUUAAGCAUGAUACCUUUACAUGGAGUACUAAGGCACAACAUAGUUUUGAGGCAUUGAAGGAAAAGAUUUCUACUGCUCCUGUACUUGCACUUCCAAACUUUGAUUCCAUGUUUGAGGUCGAUUGUGACGCUUCAAAUGUUAGUAUCGGUGCUGUACUUUCUCAAGAAGGCUGA
Messenger RNA from Arachis duranensis, 2478 nucleotides. RefSeq lists its product as uncharacterized. NCBI's taxonomy places the organism in Eukaryota, Viridiplantae, Streptophyta, Magnoliopsida, Fabales, Fabaceae. The record is from RefSeq and is a predicted model, not a curated record. Gene Ontology annotation, molecular function: zinc ion binding; nucleic acid binding.